Molecule: messenger RNA, 2747 nt
Organism: Punica granatum (pomegranate)
Lineage: Eukaryota; Viridiplantae; Streptophyta; Magnoliopsida; Myrtales; Lythraceae
Source: RefSeq, a predicted model, not a curated record
CAGACUGCAGACCACGAACGGCUGACAGUCAUCCGCAUCAGAAUUCAGUCCCACACCGGUUCCCCUCUCCCCUCCACGUAUCACUGGACUGAAGAGAUCCAACACCACCGACGCUGGGACAGUCACCAUGCGCCACGUGGCGGCGAGUUGGGCGACCCACGGCUCGCCGGUUCCCCUGAGGCUCCCUCCCACGUGUCGCCCCCAAGACUAUGGCGGAAGAGAUUUGGCCAAAACCAAACGGGGAGGGAAUACGAAAGGAGGACCCAGAGCAGAUGAGAUGGCGCGCCCCAGGUCGGUUCGACACGUGGCGCUCUGUCACUACCACCACUACUCUCUCUCUCUCUCUUCAUCUCUCGCCUCAUCAUCCCAACCAGGAAGGUGUACGUGCUGCUUCCUCUUCAGAAGGUCGCUCUCCGUCUCUUCAUCGUGUCACUGUCACGGGGAGGUGUUAGCUAGCUAUGGAUUGGGAGAGUCGUAGCGCGAUUUCGAGCUCGACAGAGGGGGAGGGGGAGUUGGCGGAGGUGGAGGCGAAGGCGAAGGCGAAGGCGAAAGCGGUGGCCCCGCCUGAUCGGAUGGUCAAGAUUGAGAUGGAGGCGGCUGAGGCGCUGGCGGAUUUGGCCCAUCUCGCCGCCGGAGGGACCGAGAGCGGGAGCAGGAGCAGGAACAGGAGUAGGAGCAGCUCUGGCGGGAAAGUGGCUGGGAGGGCGAGGAAACGAGUCAAGACCGAGUCGUCGUUGAGUCAUUCCGGGUUGAACCUGGUGGACUUGUCCCUUUCGCGUCCAGAUCUCGCGCAGGGAGACGGUAAUUGGAAUCCCAUUUUCCAGUCUUUAAGGAGAAGAUGGUCACUCUCGUAUGUGCAAGCGCAGCCUGACCUUAGAUCAAAGGACUCUGCUGUCUUGUCUCUGCCGCAGCAUGAAAAGUCACGUGAUAAUUCAAUGAGUAACCGUGCAAAGUCUGAGCAGCAGGCUCAACCUUCGAAUCAAAGUCGCGUAUCCACCACAGGUCACGUGUUCCUUGGCGGUGGCAGGUCAAGGCAGAAUUUAUCUGAGGCUGAAAAGGAAGCAAAACGGCUUCGUAGGGUUUUGGCAAACAGGGAGUCAGCUAGGCGGACAAUUCGUCGCCGACAGGCUCUGUGUGAGGAGUUAACCAGAAAGGCUGCUGAGCUAACGGAAGAAAAUGAAAAAUUGAUAAAGGGAAAGGAGGCGGCUUUGAGAGAGUUGCAGAUGCUCGAGACCAGAAAUAAGCAACUAAAAGCAAAGAUGGCAAAGGCUGUUAAAUGUGAGGUGGUGGGAACCACAUCUGAGAUAAUGCCUGCCAGCGGAGAGAUGCCUGCUUCAUCUCUAAACUUCCUGAUGCUCUUGCAUAACAAUCCGUUAGCACCUGUUGUUUGGCCUCCAAUAUUUCAGUCUCCCAGCACAGGCCAAGCACAUCAAGUUCCGCCGACUCUUCCCUUCAUCCCAGCAAAUGUUACCACUGAAGCAUCUUUCAAGCCCCAUCCACCUCAUGAGCGGGGCCCAUUGAAUAUUUCUGGACCAAGAACUCCUGUAUAUAUACUUCCAUGCCCGUGGUUCUUCCCUUUUCCUAAUCAAGUGCAUCAUUUUGAGUCUUCUCACUGCCCCAAAUCUGAUCGAGGUGACAAACCUGUAGAUGAUCAACAUGGUGCUACUUCCACCCGAACAGCUGUAAGUUCCGAGAACUGCGACUCUUCAUUUCCUGCUUCAGCUGAAACAGAAGCUCCAGGUCCAAUUAGACUUGGUCUUCUUAAUGAUCUAAAUCAAAUCCCGGUUGAGUCCCCUGUGGAUCAAGGUUGCCAGCAAGUGGGUCUUCAGUGUGAAGAGGCUGCUUCUGAACCCAAACAGGCAAGCUUCAUGGGAACUGAAACUGUGAGGCAUGAGAUUGAAUCGGAGCCUCAUCCAGCAAAUGGGACAAACGUUGUAGAGGCUCCUUCAUCAGCUGGUCUUACAACUUUGUCGGUGGAGCAUAGAGAAUCAGUGACUGCCUCUGGUGAUAAAAAGCUAAUCAGCAUGAAUGCGGCAGCAGAGGCAAGGAGGAGAAGGAAAGAGCGGACAAAGUUAAAGGCCAUGCAUGGGCGGCAGUAUUGAUUGCAUUGUUGAGAUACUGUGGCGAAGCAUAAGUUGCACAUUAAAAAAUGGCACCAAAGAGGUCCCAAGGGUAUUCUCGGCAUUUGGAAGCGGAUGUGUUGGCGAGAGAACUCGGCUGAAGUGGUUCUUGAAUGAUUUUCUUUGGCUUAGGAACUGAGGUGAUGAUGCCUUUCGAGGGGAAACGAGUCUAAGCUCUGGGUAAAGACUCAGCAGCUGCGAGGCUAUCCUUUUGAGGAAUUUUUCCAGGGCGGCCACCGAUUUUGUAGAGAUCUUUAGCUAUCUAUUAGAGGCUUAAGCUUAGCUGAAAGCAGCUUUAGAGGCUUAGAUUAUACCCGUUAGCAUCUCAAUUGGGAUUCACCCCGAUAUCCGAAAGCACAAUUGGGCCCAACUAAUCCAAUCGAGCUAGAUCGGCCCACUAAGGAGUAAAGUUUUCCUAGAUCUUGAUUAAUAUGCUGUUUCCAUAUUCUUCUUCUUCUUUCUUUUUUUUUUCCUCACAUUGUCAAGAUCUACAGAAUGUGGGAAUCUGCUUUCUGUGUACACUAUACCAGUUUUCCUAGGGGAAAAUAUUUAUGAGGGAUGCAGUGUUAUUUCGUCUUUUGGUUGUUCGUGUUUGAUUGAUUUUGUAAGGUGAAAGAACUCUUUUCG